Molecule: messenger RNA, 1449 nt
Organism: Penicillium atrosanguineum
Lineage: Eukaryota; Fungi; Ascomycota; Eurotiomycetes; Eurotiales; Aspergillaceae
Exons: 1
Coding region: 1-1449 (482 amino acids)
Biological process (GO): regulation of DNA-templated transcription
Molecular function (GO): DNA-binding transcription factor activity
Source: RefSeq, a predicted model, not a curated record
AUGUCGCAGGAGCUUCGGCGCACAGGUCCAUUGCCCGACGAUGCGACGACCGAUGGUCCCAACGCGAUUGAUACUGAGCGUGCGCCUGCAGACAACCGUCAGCCUUCGCGUCGGCCGCCAUUACGCGCUAGACCACAAUCCUGGCACCCUUAUGGUCCUGUAGAGCCACCGUUGGAUGUCUCGUCCGCACGGUCCAUCGGGGUUCAUGCGAUUUUGAAUCCACCAGGUCAGGCAGCCGCUAUCGAUGCAGUCAGUACCAGCCGCGAGCCUUUGAGUUUGCCUGGACCCUCGGCAUCGUCCCGGCCACGGCAGGGGUCUUCACCUGCGCCGCGGAUAGUGCAUCAUCUAGCGCAGCAGCAAUUAUCUCCAAGGGCUCAUCCACGGUCUUUGAAAGGGCCGGGCUCGCCAUCUGCACGGUUUGUUGGUAGUGGUAGGACCUCGGGACAGUCGAGUGUAGCACACUCGACUGUCGUUCCCCAGGAACCUCCUCUGGGACUUCGUCAACCUCCAUCCAGCUCAUCUCUACCAUUGGAAUCGGCACUUCGGCCUAUCACUUCAUUACCGCCUGUUCAACCCUCAACGGCGACGUCACUAAACUCGACACCCAGUCUUCACUCCCGAAAAACCAGCACAGGCCUAGGCCUUCUAACGAACCCGAAUUCGCAGGAGACGAGCCCUACAACACCUCAUUCAAGCUUCAGUCACUUCACACACGCAUCUCCCGCAGUGACUCAUGUCUCUCUCCCGCCAACGGUGCCGCCGUACUCAGUACCGCCGCCCUACAAAGCAAUAGAUUCCAUGGCUCGCGGAACUCCAGCAACAGCAGAGACCUGUCGCAUAAAGGAAGAAUCAACCAGAAGCGUCACACCUGUCGGCGGUAGCUUAAUACCAUGUGUACUGGACUUGAAGUCUGGAUCAUCCAGUCAAGCAGAGAAGCGCAAAGCAAACAGCGACGCUAGUCGACGAUUUCGAAACCGCAAGCGUAACGAAGUGCAACUUGAGCAACGACUUGGUGCCCAGCAGGACGAAAUCCAGCGCCAUGUCGAGACAGUCCGUCGUCAGAGUCAAGAAAUCCGAUCUCUCGCCCAACAGAGAGACCAUUACCGUUCCGAGCGGGACUUUUACCGCGAACAGCUCGGACGAUCAAUGUCAUUGAGUCAGCUGCCUCCCCGGCCUUCCUCGCCUCAUCCUCAGUCUUCUCUGCUUCCCCCAUCAGACUCGACUUUGACUUCGACUUCGACCUGGGCUGGAGAUGUGCCGCGAUCGGCAACAGCACAAACCGCGACUGCAUCAGGCAGGGUACUGGACUCAGCGAGACAGGAAAAUUGGCCUGCAAGUCCGGCAUCUUACUCGCCCGCUCCCACAUCCGGGAGAGCACUCCCUCCAGGACCACCACCGGUAGCUGGAGGACCUUUCCCUCCAUUCCAAGGAACAUGGACACGGCAAUAG